GCGAAAAGGAAAUCGUAAAUAUAUUAUGUUUUGAUAAUUCAGAUAACUUGAUAUUAUCAUAAUUUAAAAAUGGUACGCGGGAUUGCAAUGUGUCAUAUUGUGCCGCCUAUCCACCUGGCACCAUUUUGCUUAAGUUUAGAUAAUUUGAGAAAAUACGGUAUUCAUUCAGUAAUAUAGAGCUGUUCUUUAUAUCUAACGAUUUUCGUUUUUAAACAUUCGCCAAACCUGUCAGCUAACAGUAACGUCAUAUGAAUGCUUGUAGGAGAAUGACUGGACUAUUUCAACUGUUGUUAUUGGUCAGCGCAACCGUGGCUUCGGAGCCAUCCUGUCCAGCGUGCUCCAAAUAUGACUAUGAGGAAAAGAUCCUCGAGAGACUGAUCCGGAUGGAAUUCGCUUUUGAAAAAUUGGGCGAAAAAGUGGAUCUGAAUUUGAACAAUAUCAAAGAUGAGAAAGAACGUUUGCACGCGGUCGUUGAUGUCAUGAAGGACAAACAGGAGCAAGCAGAACGUAAACUUGUUUCGCUAAUGGAGGAAGUUGAGAGAAACCAGACCAGCACACUUGAGAAGGUUGUGACUGAUUCGAAAAAUACGUUAGAUCACAUGAACGCCGCCUCCAAUAAUAAUCAAGACCAAAUCGUUACUCCACUGGUGUACUUCAACGCCCGCUCUCCACAGACCAGCAGCCUUUCUGAAGGUGAGGUGAUAGUUUACAAAACAGUGAACACCAACCAGGGCAACGGCUACAGCUCCACCACGGGCAAAUUUACCGCUCCAGCACGGGGAUUCUACUUGCUUCUCAUGCACACGUGCACACCUACAAAUGCACAUGCUAACCUUCACAUAGUGAAGGAAGGUUCCGUCCUUAUGGCAAGUAUACAUUACGAUAAGGACCAGUAUACCUGUUCCAGUAGUCAGGCGUUCGUACAGCUUAAUGUCGAAGAAUCUGUCUGGGUAAAAUGCUCCAGUGGUGGCUCAAGCGUAAAACUGUAUGACGAUUCUUUCCUUUGGACCAGUUUUGGUGGUGCUCUCAUUCACAACUGACUUGCUUAGGUCAUUGUUCGCGAAAUGCCAAAAAGCAGAAAACAUACACUUUGUGGAAGUAGGUUUCGCAGUUAUUUAUUAGUUAUUUUAAAAAUAGUAUAUUGUAAGUACGAGAAUAAUAUUUGUUAUCACUUAUAUUGCUAUAUAAACAUUGUACGAUAUCGCCCGUGUACCCAGCCUUGAUGAUAUGUCAUGUCAUUUAUACAUUGUUAGAUAUCGUCUGUAUACCCAGCCUUUAUGCUGUGUCAUGUUAUUUAAUCAUUGUUAGAUUUCGCUAUUGUAUCCCGCCUUUAUGAUAUGUCAUGUCAUUUAAACAUUGUUAGAUUUCGCCCGAGGAUCCCCGCCGUUAUGACGUAUAAUGUUUUUUAAACAUUGUCAUUUUGUUAGAUAUCGCCUCUGUACCCCGCCUUUAUGAUGGCCAUGAGAUUUUAACAUUGUUAGAUAUCGUCUGUGCAUCCCGCCUUUAUGAUGUGUUAUGUUAUUUAAUCAUUGUAAGAUGUCGCCUUUAUGAUGAGUCAUGAAUAAGUUUUCUUUAAAUUGACAAAACAUGUGUUAAAAUAAAAGUAUUGUUUGUGACGUAACUAAACAUGUAUACUCAUGAUGUUUGCUUUGCCUACUCACUAUUAAACUUUAUUUCUUAAGUGUUAAGUAACGCAUGUAUAGUUUUCCUUCAAUUCGUUGUUUUAUAACCUUUUUUUAAGAAUAAACUAAAAAGUCGUAUUUAUUGGAAUAAAGAUUUUAAUCUUGAA
This is a messenger RNA of Mya arenaria, 1789 nucleotides long. Its product is annotated as heavy metal-binding protein HIP-like. The record is from RefSeq and is a predicted model, not a curated record. The coding region runs from base 249 to 1040 and encodes 263 amino acids. Lineage: Eukaryota; Metazoa; Mollusca; Bivalvia; Myida; Myidae. Gene Ontology annotation, molecular function: protein binding. The transcript has 2 exons.